Molecule: messenger RNA, 506 nt
Organism: Theileria parva strain Muguga
Lineage: Eukaryota; Apicomplexa; Aconoidasida; Piroplasmida; Theileriidae
Gene: UBC1
Product: Ubiquitin-conjugating enzyme E2 1
Exons: 5
Coding region: 30-506 (158 amino acids)
Biological process (GO): DNA repair; proteasome-mediated ubiquitin-dependent protein catabolic process; protein polyubiquitination
Molecular function (GO): ubiquitin conjugating enzyme activity
Source: RefSeq, a predicted model, not a curated record
UUUAAAUUGGUAUUUUUUAAUUUAAACUUAUGGCUAGAGAUGCGACUAAAAGGUUAAUGUUAGAUUUGAGAAAAUUACAAGAGGAUUUACCAGAAACUAUAUGUGCCAGUCCAGUGGAUAGUGACAUUUUCCACUGGCAAGCUGUAAUUCUAGGCCCUGAUAACACUGAGUGGGAAGGAGGCAUUUUUUCACUUUCUCUGACUUUCCCGCAAGAUUAUCCUAAUAAGCCGCCAGUAGUCAAAUUUUUAACUAGAAUUUUUCAUCCAAACGUAUACCAAGACGGAAGUAUUUGCCUAGAUAUACUCCAAAACGAGUGGAGUCCCGUGUUUGAUGUUCAUGGAAUUUUAAUAUCCAUCCAGUCACUUUUAACUGACCCUAACAAUAAAAGCCCCGCUAAUAACGAGGCUGCAACGCUUUACCAGGAGAACAGAACUGAGUACAUUAGGAGAGUAAAGAACAUAGUUUCCGAGAGCAUUUCUGCAGCAGAGCUUACUCUAAACUUGUAG